UCACCGCCACUUGAUGUGUCGAAUGGCCAGCUCCCGCAGUUCUUUGGUCAGUCGGAGAGGAUUUUCAACCGAGUCGCUCAACAAUCCCACCUGACAAAUACACCACACUAAUGCCGUGGUCAGACAAGGACAUCAACACGUCCCACCGACCAUUUUGCCAAACAUCUGCAGGCACGCCCAAUGACAGACAGAGAGCAGACGAGACAUCGCAUGACAUGGACUAGCGUAGGCUGCCACAUGGACUAGCAUAGCACCUGUCCCAGAAGGUGUUUGGGCUUGACGAACAGGCUCUGCAUCGCCGGAGCUGUUUGGAACAAAAAGUCAUAGAAUAUGAUGCCCAGCUGCUCCAUGUCGACUGCACACAGCAAGGAGGGAACAACAGAUGCAUGCGAGUCGUGGCUUUCAGAUGCACUCACGUAGACCACGCGGGCUUCCAUAUAUACAUACAUACAUACUCCUCCGUGUGUGUUAGUGUGUAUACACCUGCGUCCUGGACGAGCUGCCAGGACUUGUGGAUGACCGGGGCAUGCUUGUGCACCUGAUUGAUGAUAGUGGCCACCUCGUGGCAUAUUUGAUCCAGCAGCCACAUCCACGCCUCGGCCACGUCGGGCUCCGACUCCCAUGUCCCCUCGCCAACCAUGUCCCUGAAGAGACGCCGAGCCCCCAAACGAGUGCUCUCAUGACUUUUUCCCUUCGUGUCUCACUUGAUGGUGUUUGUGAUGGCCACUCUGAUGCCCACGAUAUGGGUCAUAUCAAGUUUCAGCUUGAGACACUCCAUGGCGAAGUCUUGACGACGUGUCUGGCAGGGUCAGACAGAGAGGACUCAUGCACAUGAAGAUACCGACCGCUUGAGGCGGGUGCCUUCGGGUGAUCGGUAGCUUACGAGGCACUUGGAUGUGUUGGUGAUGUGCAUCACAAUCUGGGCGAGACGCGGCCCAAGCCGAGGCAAAUCUGACUCGGUCUGAAACAGCAAAGCCGAAAAUGAGACAAACAUACUGACUAUUGGCGACGUCGCCGCUCACUGUCCGGCUCACCGCGAGUGACCAAUCUGUUCUUGCUUUCAUGGACUUCAUGAGGCUGAUACGUCUGGCCGACACGCCGGUCACCCCCGUGACGGCCGUGACCUGGCUCUUGGCCUCGGACAUGACGGCACUCUUGGCUUCAGAGACGGUGUCGUCAGCGCCAUCGGACCCCUGGCGGGGGGAGGAUGGGUCUUGGACGGUGCUCUUCUUCCUCAUAAUCGAUCGUCCACCGCCCGAAGACCUGGCAGUACUGCUUGCGGCCGCCGAGCAGGUUGAUGACUGUCUUUUUGACCUCAGGGUGGAGCUUGAUGAGCUCGUUGAUGAUUUUGGAAGUGAUCUCAAGCUGCACGCACUCACACACAUCACAUCGAUGUGGUGCUCCUCCCACGGUAUAGAUAUUCUGGUGAUGUAUCGGUGCUUCAAACCUCGAUCGCUGGGUGCUUGACGUCCUCCCAGGUGUGUCUGAUGGCUCCCACGAGUCUGAGGACAACAAUGUGGCCACCAGAGAAGUGUGUGUCGAGAGAAGGACAGUUCAUAAUUGUCCCAUCGACUGUCACCUUUCCGCGAGCUCCUGGCUCGAAAUGAGCAUCUCGCCUGAACAUAGCAGACACAGACACAGACACACACGUCAAGGCUUCAAAAAUGUAUGGGCGUGUAGUGUGUGUGUCACUUACUGGCUUCGUCCCACAUGUCGUUCUGACCCGAGGCCAAGAGGCCAAAAAGCACGAAACAAGAAACACUUGCUUGGGAAAACGAAGGGAGACGAAUCUUAUUUGGCUUCUUACUUACCCAGCUUGCCUCGGUGGCCGCUGUGAACUCACCAUCCUCCAACAGAUCUGGUGAUCAGCAAAGACACAACGAGACAGAACAAGAUCCCGGCGCGGUCCCCUGUCCCUGAGUGGCUUACUUUCGAGUGUGUCCAGCAGACAGGCCUUAAAAAGAGGGAAAUACUCCGGACGGCUGCCGUAAUCCACAUGACGGAUGCCGAGAUCUCGCAUCGUCUCCAGCAGGCUCUCCCUAUCAGUCUGUGCCUCGACCACAAACAAGACACCAAGAUGAACGACUGGCCAAAAGACCGGGAUGUGAGCGCCCGGGUGCACCUGGAAGAGGCCACAGAUGGUAGAAAUCAUUUCGCCAAACCUGCGCCGUCGACACACACGCACUCGUUGUACGUGACCCCAGCUGGCUGUUUUCGUGUGUGGCUGACUUGAGUGCCAUGAGUUCCUUGGGCCUCUUGAAGAGGUGCCGCAGAUCCGGCGCGUUCUUGAAUACGUUAUCGUACAGCUCCUCGCCGAUCUCCUGAGUGCACGUGGACAGGCACAUGAGGAAUGGGCGCGUACGGCGGGCAAGAUGCAUCGAGGCAUGCCUGCAGCGUGUAUCUCUCCUUCAGGAGACCCCAGGUCUUGUCAAUGAGCACUCCCCGCUCCUAGAGAGACGCAAGACAAGAACAGCAGGCGUAAGACCGAACACAAGAAGCAUAUCUCACCUUGUCUGACAU
Molecule: messenger RNA, 2520 nt
Organism: Vitrella brassicaformis
Lineage: Eukaryota; Vitrellaceae
Source: the annotation of a GenBank genome assembly